CCUGUGCAGGUGAGGAUGGGGGGUGGCUGGAUACACUGAUGUGUUGUGAUAGAAACGGCAGAUCUAUGAAACUCUCGGUAUUCAGCGGGCGUUUCCUGGAGGCUGAGCGUCUUGCAGGUCCGUGAAAUACUCUUGUAAGGAGCGAGGAAGGGUUACAUCGCAGCCUGGCUGCGUCAAAAUACGUUUUGACAUUUACCAGAUUUGACUGCUUUGGUAAGAGAGAGGAUUUCACCCGGAUAACCCUGUGAAGUUUGUCCAGAAAGCUAACAUCAUGCCGAAAAAAUCAAGUCGCCCUCCUGCAUAUGGCGGCAGACAUCACCACCGAUCCUCCCAUCGCACACCUUCUUACCAUCCUGAUGAAAUGCUUCACUUUUACCGCUGGACGUCACCCCCAGGUGUCAUGAAGAUUUUGUGCAUCAUCAUCAUCAUUUUGUGUGUGGCUAUGUUUGCCUGUGUAGCCUCCACACUGGCAUGGGACUAUGACGCCAGCGCCAUGGGCCUCGGGGGUCUAGGGAUGGGCAGUGGAGGCAGCUAUGGCGGUGGAGCGUACGGUGGUGGAGCGUACGGCGGUGGGCUUGGUGGAUAUGGAGGAAGUUACGGUGGGGGUUAUGGAGGUGGCACAUACAUGGACCCAAAAUCAGGCAAGGGUUUCAUCAUAGCAAUUGCGGCAAUCACCUUUAUCGCUGUGCUCAUCAUCUUCAUCCUGGCGGUGUCGAGACAGAACGCUGCACAGUCUCCCUCAUUCUAUCUGGCCUCCAUUAUUAUUUGUGCCAUUCUGGCUGCACUCAUGCUCAUCGCCACCAUCGUGUACCUGGUCGCUGUUAACCCCACCUCUCAGACGUCUGGAUCCAUGAUGUAUAAUCAGAUCUUGCAGCUGUGUGCACAAUACCAGAACCAAGAUCAGGCCUCUGGCAUCUUCAUCAAUCAAUAUUUAUACCACUACUGUGUAGUUGAGCCUGAAGAGGCCAUUGCCGUUGUUCUUGGGUUUCUGGUUGUGGUCGGAUUGAUCAUCUUACUUGUGUUCGCGGUGAAGACGCGAGGGCAGAUCAGGAGAUACGGCAGGGAGCGCGUUCUGUGGUAUGACGUGAAGACCAUCACCGACGGCCUCACGUCUCAAGGCAUUGGGGAAUGGGUUAACAAUGUGUCUGGAGAUCCAGAGGCUUUUGUCAAUGACCGCAAUGACCAAAUCGGGGUUACACAUCCAAUGGUUCACAGCCAGAAACCAAUUUAUCUUCCAAGUGGUUCUGACGUGACCAGCUCUUUAAGUGGACUGAAGAGUAAACUAAGAGACUAUGACACUGGAGAGUCUGGAGAUGAGCUGGACAAUAACUAUCAAAGUGAGUAUCCUCCCAUCAUUAAUGAGCAGGAGAGGCUCGAGUACAAGAGAGAGUUUGACAGAGACCACAUGGAGUACAAGCAUCUUCAGGCUGAGCUGGAUGAUAUUAAUCAGGGCUUGGCAGAAGCGGAUCGAGAGCUGGAUGGCUUACAGGAAGGCAGCCCACAGUUCAUGGAUGCCAUGGAUGUAUACAACAGGCUCAAAAGUUUGAAGAAGUCUGCAGACUAUCAGAUGAAAAAGAAAAGGUGUAAACAGCUGAAGACAAAACUGUCCUUGAUCAAAAGAAGGGUCAGCGACUAUGACCACAGACAAUAAAUCGUGGCAUUGGAAACUCAGGAGAGUAUGUUAUGUCACAUGAUAUUUUUGGGACUUUACUGUAUCUGUAUUUCUGUAUUAAAAAUCUGUAUCACUGUAUUACUAUCAAGAACUGUAUGGCUGCUGGAUGGCAGGUUUGAUCCACUAAGCUUGAUCAAAAUAUUGUGGUAUCAAUGAAGUAUUUUGUUUUAAUUUUUUUAAAGCUAGAUGAAGUCUCCUUUUAACCUUUUAUCUUUUGCCGCAGUCAAGUCAAAGUUAGUGUAUCUUAUAUAUGAGCAAGACUGUGACCACUGUUUGUUGUAGUUUUAGGGAUCUUCAACCAAAGACAUUCCAAUGUUGAUUGUUGUAAUAACUUAGUGGAUUUUCUUUUUUUUUAACUUUCAUUUUUAAAUUAAUCUGUCACAAGAAUAGCAAUCUAGUUUUUUUUUUUUUUUUUUUUAUGUACACACUUAUAGAAUAGGUGUGAAUUCAAUUUCAGUUAUAUCAUUUGGUUCUUUAAGUCAAUUCAGUCAAAUUUAUAGAGAAUUCAACAAUUUUAUUAUGGUGAAUGUACAGUACAUUUUUUGCUUGUUAUUUGUGUACAUAGUAAAAUAAAGCCAUUCAAUU
This is a messenger RNA of Onychostoma macrolepis, 2257 nucleotides long. It is a transcript of the gene oclnb, whose product is annotated as occludin b. Gene Ontology annotation, biological process: bicellular tight junction assembly. NCBI's taxonomy places the organism in Eukaryota, Metazoa, Chordata, Actinopteri, Cypriniformes, Cyprinidae. Gene Ontology annotation, cellular component: bicellular tight junction; apical plasma membrane; cytoplasmic vesicle. Bases 272 to 1651 code for a protein of 459 amino acids. The record is from RefSeq and is a predicted model, not a curated record. The transcript is spliced from 9 exons.